UGAAGACGGUCCUGCUGUAACUGUUGAGUUACGCAGCUUACGAAGAGGCCCUGAACGCAGCAUCAGUCCCGUUCCUGCCGGGAAUCCGGUCCGGUUCUUGCACCGCCUCGGACUCCAUGUUGUUCCGACAGCCACGGAGCGAACAAGUGCCCUGGCCGAAAACUCUCACGUUGCAACUUAGUGUGUGCGAGAAGUAAAGUGUGUGUGUGUGCGUGUGAGUGUGUUGACCCUCCGAUAGAAGAUGGCAGACUACCGGGACGACACCGGAGCGCGAGCCCUGCUUGCUCUACAGUCGGCACCAUGCAGUCCCGUGCGCGUCGCGGUGACCUCGCACGCCUAUCACCAGCCCUCGCUCGCCCUCUUGGGUCCUCCGGUGAUGGAUGCCCGCUCCGACGCCGGGAUGUUUCCCGUGCGCCUCGCUUGUCCUCCUCCGCAGGCCCUGGCCAGACUCGAGGGCCGGGACUUUGAGUUUGUGAUGCGCCAGAGAACGGUCACCAUAGGCCGGAACUCGUCUCACGGCUCCGUGGACAUCAACAUGGGUCACUCGAGCUUCAUUUCACGGCGACACCUGCAGAUCACCUACGACGAGGCGAACGGGUUCUCCCUCCGGUGUUUGGGCAAGAAUGGCGUGUUCGUUGACGGAGUGUUUCAGCGGAGGGGGGCGCCGCCGCUGCCGCUACCAAGAGAGUGUGUGUUUCGUUUUCCCAGUACGGUGAUCAAGAUCCAGUUCAUGUCACUCCUGGAGCCUGAGGAGCACAGAGAGAGGGAGCAGCCCUCUCUUCCCCCUCGCCCGCUUCUUCCCCAUAUUUCCCCUCUCAAAAUCAGCAUUCCCACAAUGCAGCAGCAUGAAGAGCACAUCAGGGCAUUUGGCUCUCCGCUGCCCUCGCCCACUGGCACAAUCAGUGUUCCUAACUCCUGUCCGGCUAGUCCACGAGGGGCAGGGUCAUCAGGGUAUCGCUAUGGACGCAACGUGACCUCUGACCUCCAGUUAGCAGCUGAAUAUGCAGCCAAGGCUGUUUCUGAGCAGAGACGAAGCAUUGCUGAGCAGAGAGGUGGAGGAAGUGAGCAGCGGGGGGAGUCAGCUGGUGGAGACAGCCCCAAGGAUGAGUCCAAGCCACCUUAUUCCUAUGCACAGCUGAUCGUCCAGGCCAUCUCUUCUGCCCCGGACAAACAGCUGACUCUCAGUGGCAUCUACGCCCACAUCACCAAACACUACCCCUACUAUCGCACUGCAGACAAGGGCUGGCAGAACUCAAUCAGACACAACCUGUCUCUCAACCGUUACUUUCUGAAAGUGGCCCGCUCUCAGGAUGAGCCAGGGAAAGGGAGUUUUUGGCGCGUGGACUCUGCUUCUGAGAGCAAACUGGUGGAGCAAGCCUUCAGGAAAAGACGGCAGAGAGGGGUGGCUUGCUUCAGGACGCCAUUUGGACCUCUCUCUUCUAGGAGUGCACCCGCAUCCCCAACCCACCAGGGACUUCUUUCUCCUCCAUCCAGUGGGCUUCAGACUCCUGAAUGUCUGAGCAGGGAGGGCUCUCCUAUCUCCCACGACCACCAUGAACAGCUGGCUAACAAACUGGCAUCUGUACCUGAGUACAGGUACUCUCAGAGUGCCCCAGGCUCUCCAGUCAGUGGUCAGCAUGUCAUCAUGGCUGCACCCCCUCACCCCUCAGGCCCGGGGAAAGCCCUUGCUUUAGUUCCAGGUGGUGGCGGCCAAGUCCAGCCCAUCCACGUGCUCCAGAACCCCACUCAGUCCCCUGUCACCAUGGUGCGGGUGGUUACCAGCGCCCCUCUAACUUCCAGCCAUCCAAAUGGGUACAGCACUCCCUCUGUUGGAGGAGCAGAGGGCAACAGUGAGCUCAGAGAAGCCCAGCUGAACAGAGAGCGAGUGAUCCAGACUGUGGACAGCGCGGUGCAGGGCGGCGAUGGUCGAAACCUGGCCCUAGGUUUACAUCAACUUCCCGUUCGUCCUGUUACCCAGAAUGGCAAACACACCACUGCUGCUGUUGCCACAGCAACCAGCCUUACUAAUGCAUCUGGCCUGAAUAGUCCUCUCCAGAUCUUGGCUGCUCAGGCCUCCAGCUCCCCUCCAGUGCUGGUAAGCAGACAGCCCAGUGCAGAAACUUUAGCUGAGCAGCCAGGUGAGCCCCAGGCCAAGCGGCCAAAGAUGGAGGACGAGGCUGGGACUGAAUCUCCUCAGCAUCAAGUCACACCCGCUCAGCAGCCCGUCAUCGUUGCCAUGACAUCACAAACCCACGACCCUAGGAAGUAAAACCCAGGGCCUCUUACCAGGUACCCGAUGGACAGCCUCCUAAUGGUCCCCUAACUGCUUCGCCUUUUAUACUCAUUUGAUAUGACUGCAGCCGACACGGCCAAAAAAUGUACAGGCAGCCUCUCUCGACAGAAGGGAAUUAAAUUGUAAGGAACAUAUAUUUUGGUCAAAAAAUACAUUCAAACUUUCAAAUGCAUUCUGAAUGUAAAAAGCAAGUAAAUCUUUCAGGACUUUUUCAGCUUUACAGUCUUUUUAAUGUAAUCCAUCAUUCACUGACAACACGAGAAAGGAUUUUAAGCUUCUGAGAGCAUUAUGCAUAUUGAAAUCAUUUCAGCACUACUUUUACUACGUGAAUGUUGGAUGAUAUCUCAGACACAACUUUCCUCGAGUUGAUAGAUCAGAUGCAUCAGUUACUGUCAGUCUCAGGCCAAAGAACCCACCCUCCUGCACUUCUGAUUAGAGUCACUGCCUGAUGUAAAACCAGGGAAAGUGUGUUCAGAGAUUUGAAAUGGCCGGCAUUUACAGAAGAAACUGUGAUGAUGAGUUGAUAUUGAUGUUGUGUAAUUUCAUACAGUCGAGAACAGAAAGAUAGAGAGGACUUAGCAGCGUGUACCCAUGAAUGGGGCUUGGGAGACUGUUAAGAAUAUGAUUGUACUCUUUACAAGGCAAUCCUCACUGAAAAACUGGUUGUGUCUUUUAAAAAAAGAAAGAUGUUAAUAUUAAGGCCGAGACCAGAAUGUGAGGUGUCUUUACUUCUUGCCUUCUCUGUAAAGCACAAAAAGAAAGGGGUAUUGUCUUGAAGAGAUGGGACGAAAUCCAGGAAUAACAAACCAGGACUUUGCAGUUGGCUUCACUUCAGCUUAGUUUGGUUUAUCAGUGUGAAGCUCCUCAGAUUCAAGAUGAUCUGGGUGAUUGGAUGGCAGAGAAGGGCGAAAAAAAAAGAGGCAACUAUUUGGAGUUGAUUGAAGUGGAGCUAACCUAAUGUAGACAAACUGAUUGUUUUAAUUUUUUUUCUUGUUUCAGUAGUGGUAAAAGGAGAAAUGGAACAGCCUGUGCGUACAGUUUUGUUUGUCUUAGCACAGAAAAGCAUUAUUGUAAUAAUCCUUAAAGCCUUAAAUAUUUCUACUUUUUUUUUUGUCAUUUUAUUUUAACCUUUAGACAGCUUUACCUUUUUAGAUUAACACAGCGCUUCUUUAACAGUACAUGAUCGGCAACACUACAAUGGUGACAGUUAUGUUGCAUCAGUAGUUAUAUCAGUUUUAUCAGGGGAAGGGCGGGACCAACACACGACCACAAAUUUCAACUGCUCUCGUCUUUUUUUUCCUUCUUUCUGUAUGGUACUUGUGACAUUUUCUACUCUUGCCUCCCCACUCUUUUGCUUUCAGUUUCCCCUAAAUGCAUUAACCUUUCUCCCACUCUACCUCUCUCCCUGUCCUCAGUGAGCAGUUUCUAUCUUUACAGUCUCUACAGAGGCAUCAAGCUGUUGGCAAUUCCUGUCACAGACAGACUUUGCCUUAAUUAGAUAUCCUUUAGCACUUUCUCCCCCCCUCUCUAAUCUCUCAUUCUCACUCUGCCUUUAGCUUUUCCGAAUGUCCUUGCACAGGCCGCAUUUUUAGCUGGCAAUCAGGCACAAAUUGCGCAAGAUUUCAGUGAUUGUUGUUGCACAUUAGACAAAAAAAAAAAAAAAAAAAGAUGUGUAAUGAUUGUAUGCUGCUCUAUCUGCUAAAUGACAAAGCUAUUUAGAAGGUAUUUUUUCUGAUUUUGGAAAAAAGAAAAAAUAUUUUGCUAUAUGUAAAAACAGCUGUCGUCAAUACGUAAACAUUCUGGAAAUAGAGAAGUAUAUGUAUUUUUAAAUGUUCCUGUUUUUGUGAUUUGUUAAAAUGUGUAGCACAAAUUAAAAUUCCUCAUUGACUUAAA
Molecule: messenger RNA, 4186 nt
Organism: Epinephelus moara (kelp grouper)
Lineage: Eukaryota; Metazoa; Chordata; Actinopteri; Perciformes; Serranidae
Gene: foxk1
Product: forkhead box K1
Exons: 9
Coding region: 242-2269 (675 amino acids)
Biological process (GO): regulation of transcription by RNA polymerase II
Molecular function (GO): DNA-binding transcription factor activity, RNA polymerase II-specific; protein binding; RNA polymerase II cis-regulatory region sequence-specific DNA binding
Source: RefSeq, a predicted model, not a curated record